Messenger RNA from Diaporthe batatas, 3527 nucleotides. RefSeq lists its product as uncharacterized. The coding region runs from base 709 to 2499 and encodes 596 amino acids. The record is from RefSeq and is a predicted model, not a curated record. Lineage: Eukaryota; Fungi; Ascomycota; Sordariomycetes; Diaporthales; Diaporthaceae. The transcript has 3 exons.
UUCUUUUUCCCUCCCUCUUCCUCCCCACCCAUACCAAUCCACCACCAACCCAAACAGACAACGAAGUCGCCAUACCAUCCCCAGGAAUCAAAUCACCCCCAGCUCAACUUCGUCGCACCCUUUUGUCAACAUGUCUUCGGCCGUCCCUGAGCUGUAAACGCCCACUGCGCGGCACCCGUCGCCGUGAAACGUGACCGGGUGCCUCGCAGUCCCGCAGCAUCAGAGACCAGUCCGAGUCUUUCGACGAAGUUAUCCAGACCUUGAAGCCUGUCAAGAGCCUCCUCCACUCCACCUAGAGGCACCGCGCAACCACCGCACCACCAUUGCCGGCCAGUCGACGAUACCCAGCAUCCUGAGAGGCCUGUCCCCGAUCAAAGAAAAAUAGCCACAUCGUCUGUCUGCCCUCCCCGACUGGGCCUGAACGCGAUCCCACCCACCUCCUCUAUCCGAGCUCCUCCAUACACCUGUCCCCCUCCUCGCACCCGAGUCCCCACGGAAAAGACAUCUUCGUGUGUGCUUCCGCUGCCCUCGACACAAAUCAGCUUGGCACUGGGUACAACCGAACGAACGUACGCCAACCUCAAGUUCCCAACCCGGCACCCGCGGCUCGUUGUUUGACUUGUCGCCCUUUUCAGAUCCGAUAGACUCGCUGCCGUUCAAAAAAUCUGACAGCGGUAUUCCUCGAAAGAGAAACAACCUGUUGCAGCCAUGCCUCCCAAGAUCGUCCUCAAGCGGGGCCUGAACCGAGUCCCAACUGGCGGCAAGUCCAUAAAGGCCCCCAAAAAGGGUCCCAAGAAAGCCCCCAAAUCGUCCAAGCAACGCCGUGCAUCCUCCUCCUCCCUGUCAUCCGCAUCGCUUGACCUCUCCGACGACGGGGGCUACUCGGGCGUGGAUGAUGUCAGUGAUUCGGAUGAUGACGAGGAAAAUGUAUUCGCGGCCGAGGAGGAGCACAUACUAGCCAACGCGAGGCAACCUGCCGCGCCAAGCUCCCCUCGGCCGACCUCCUCCGACAUCGACGGCGACGAAGACGAGGCCGCCGCCGAUGCUGAUGAUGACGAUGACUCGGAUGACAACGACAAUGAGAAUGAGAAGGAGCUAGAAUCGGCGGACGAGGACGGUGGUGACACUAGCAGUGUUAGCUGGAAUGGCUUUGCGUCUGAGAAUGACGAGCCCGUCCCGGCCCAAGUACACACUGCCGAGCCAGAGGACGUCGAUGACUUCUUCCCGGACAUUUUCAUUGCUCAGGACUCGCUUGACUCUGGGUUCCGGCGUGAGAUCGAGCAGGACGACGACGACGAUUCGUCGGUUUCUGCAACAUAUUGGGACUACUCGGGUGCCGCUGGUGCGCCCGACGACUCGGACGACGACCCGUACGGGAUCGACGAGGAGUUCCCCAACAUCUUUGGGCCCAGCAGCGCGAACGAGCCCCAUGACGCCGCCCACCCAAAGGUUGCUGAGCUCCCCUUGCCCGAGGAUGACGACGAUGAGUCGGAUGGUUAUAUGUCCGAUGGUGAAACGACUGAAGAAGAUGAACCUGAGCCCGUGCCCCGUAAGAAGAUGAUCCCGAUCUUGCGUGCUAGAUCUGGGGACCCCUCUGAUUCAGAGAAAUCUGAAGGUGGCACGCCCCGGCCAACAAAGAGGCCGAUCAAAAAGCCGAUCAAAAAGCCGAUCGUGGUCAUGAACCCCAUCACCCGGAAAAUGAUGGUCAUCACGCCACAGAAGAAGCAGCGCAAAUUCGAUGUCAUGGUCGACCCGGGCCAAUUUCAACCAGACUACUUCUCUUGUCCAAAUUCAAACCAGACGUCCCCCAUCAUGGGCAAUCCCGGCUCGCUCAUGAUGAGCGCCAUGUCGUCUGCCAAUUUCUACGCCGGCGGCAUGAUCGAUUUCCAGACGGUUGGACCUGCCGAGGCUUUCUUUCCCUCGGGCGCCGAGCCAUACAUGGGCGACGAUAGUGAAGACUCCUGGCUGGUGGACGCCGAGCACGACGACGAGGACGUCGAGGAAAGGAACUUGAACAUCGAGGACUUCCUCGAUUUCGGCGACGGCGGGUCUGACGGAGAGGAUGAUGUUGACAACACCGAGGACGGAAACACCGACCGCACACCUUCACGUCGCAGCUCGAUGGCUCCCAGCGCGCUGAGCGAUUCCAACAAUGACGUCCACCCGCUUCUAAGCCACUUGACCAACAACGCGGAUGCCGUCGGUGCCUUCCGCCGGAACCAAGUCAAUCAACAACUCAUCCUGAACGGCCAAGCCACGCAGGAGUCUCUUGCCUUCUCAAACCCGUUGUACCAUGGCACACUUCGUGGUAUCAAACAUGGCAGUCUCGGGGGUGCAGCUACUCCUCUGACCCCCGAGCGCCGUCACAAGAAGAUCAUGGCCAAAAGCCCCUCAGAAGCCAUUCUGCAGAAGCGGAAAGCUUCUGGCCCAGCCGCCGACGUUUCUCAAGCCCAUAAGAGGCAGCGGAGCAUCUCAGACGUCAGGACGAUGCACCUCUGAACGCCGUUACGGACAUCCAAGUCCCAUGCGUUCGCCCCACUACAACAUCAAAUACGCUCAUGGACGGCAUGACUGCGUGGUGCAAUCACUGGAAAGUUGAAGAACCUCGCCGUUAUCCCUGGCCUGAUUUCCUUUUUCUCCCUGUGCACGGAAAUCGUCUCCCAACCUCAAUCUCUGUUUUCAAAUGAAUCUGCCCCGAAGCUUCCUUGUUUCAUUCCUGUUAUCCCUGUUUCCAUGCAAUGUCCUUUCGAGCUAUGAGGCCAUUAUGGCUUUCUCUACAUCCGCUCACACGCUCAGUCAGCUUUUCGAUUCGCCACUCGACUUGCUGCAGUCCCGGCGUUCUUUCGGAACCCACCAGUGCUUUGAAAACUGCAGCCGCGAACAAAAGUUUGGGAGGUCCUAGACAAAAAAUAGAUGUCAUGAGGGUUUGAUGCAAGCACGUAUUUGUCUGUGCCGACCUGGGCACCAGCAAUGUGCAUGCUGCUGUUUGUACCGUCACUCCUCAAGACCUUACGACUUGGAUGGGGUAGACAUGGUACCGACACCAAGGCUUCAAAAACACUAGUCUAAAAAGCAAUGAAAAUUCAUCUAGUACUCGGACCGCUGUGGUGUUUACACGUGUUCUGGACCGUCAGAAAAUUCUGGUCACAAUAGCGGCUCUGGAAGUGAUUGCCCGUUUUGAGUACGAGCCCAGCCUCAUGACCUGGACGGCGUGUCUUGUGGAAUCAGCUUGGUGGGCCCUCAUGCUGCAAGCACUUCCAUCCGAAGCAGUGGACAAACGCCCACUCGGGCGUACCGCUUGGUUACACUCUCCUGAGGUUUCUGGCCUCUGGCCCUGACGCAGCCAACCCGUGCCCCAAUUUUCAUCCGGCAAACUCAGAGUCGGACUCAGAGCAUACCAUGAAUCACAAGUCCCCCGCAUGACCUGAGGCACCUGUGCAUACUGCACCCAUAAAUCAUCCGGCCGUUCCAUUAAGUUCACCAAAAGGCCGUAGUAAGGGGUAGAGGUCAAGGGUGGCGGUAGUCCC